AAGGAAUACGCGGUAGGAAAUGGAUGGAUGGACGUUUAGCCAGUCUGUCUGUUGAUUUUCAAGUCGGAAAUUAAAGACUGCGACACUUACUUCCGGAAUAAACACUCUUAAAAACAUACGCAGCCCAACAGCAUGCUGGCACUAUAGUUGUAUUUAAACGCUAAUGUUUGUUUUUUAUUUAAAUGGGUGAUACAGGUUGGUUGGUUUCAAAAUAUAUAUAUCUCAAAUUGCUAAUAACGGACGAGAAAGCUUCCAUUGUUUUGACGACUUAGCUGCGACAAUAACGUCGUGUGCGUGAAGCAGGUUGGAUCCUUAAAAAACUAGCCCGCGUCCUAAAUCAACCUGCAGAACCCCACACGAUGAGCCGGGGCGUUUUCAUCCACAGCUGGCCCGGCUCCUACUACAUCAACUCAGACAAAAGAUGGGAGAAUGGUACGCUCUCCCUGAGCAGAACCACGCUGUGUUUCAUCUCCAGCCAAACGAAGGAAAACCUUGCCAGCUUCUCCAUCUCCAGGAUCAUGGAGAUCAAAAUGGAGUCGUCCAGCUUCAUCUUCAGCACUCUGACAGUCUUGGAAGAAGGCAACGCCAAGCACUGGUUCGGUUCCUUGAAGCCCAAUCGGGUGGUGGUUUAUAACGUACUGGAGCAUUUCUGGAGGGAACGCCUCUUGUCCCCCAGCUCACAGGCCAAGGGGCAAGCCGAAAAUCGGACCUCCAAAGGCCGGGACCUCAUCAGGCUUGUGGCUGGAGAUCAGAGGCGACUGGAGGACACUGGGAUUGUGCUGAGCCACCAAGGAGAGCAGUUUGACCACAUGAUGCAAGGCCUGGAGAAGAUUGACUCGGACCUGGGAGUGGCUGAUAAGCUCCUGUCACACCUGGAGUCUCCUUCCUGGUGGCCUUUUGGGAAACUUCCAUGGAAGAUUCAGCAGGAAGCCAAGGCCGAGGAUGCCGCAGUUGCGGCCGCCGCAGCCUACAGGGGCCCCGACAGGAGUAAGGUGAUCGCAAGCAUCCCGGCUGUCGUGUCCAAAGGCAGAGAUUGUGACUUGAAGCCUGGCUGUCUCCUGGUGCUGGUGUCCUCGCUGGAGGUGAGGAACACCAGCUGCCAGCUGCUGCACUGCUUCCAACGAAACGAAAUAGACGAAAUCCAAGUGCACAGCCCGUACGAGAUCACGGUCAGGCAGAGGUUUAUCGGGAAGCCGGAUGUUUGCUACCGACUCUUGUCUGCAAAGAUGCCGGAGGCGCUGUCUGUGCUGGAGAUGCAGUACAAGAAGAAGGUGGAGUUCACCACUGAAUACGCUGCCUUUAAGGUUUCUCCUGCUUCACCUUCGUGUGUCCCUGAGGGCUCCAUUUCCUGUGAUGGUCUGUCACACAGGUGCCAGGACACGGAUAUUCCGAUGGAGGUUGCCGCAGGAGAGCUGUCCCAGCUGCACGUGCAAGUAGUCCAGCCGACCGUCAGCCAGGCUGAAGCCCAAGAGCUCAAACAGAUGCUGAUGCAGCUGAAGAACCUGGCUCUGGAGGCAGAAACGGAACUGGAGCGGCAGGACGAGGCGCUGGACGUCCUGACCAGCUCCACGGACCGAGCCACCAUGCACAUCGAGAAGCACACCUGCCGCAUGAAGCGACUGCUGUGAGGACAGGCAACAGGCAGGGACAUGAAUACAAUUAUUUCCUCCUGGAGGUGAAAUUAUUUAUUAGGACAGGCAGGGACAUGAAUACGAUUAUUUCCUCCUUGAGGUGAAAUUAUUUAUUAGCUUUUUGUGCGACUCUUUCGCCAUUAUGGAAUACUUGGCAUCAAUGAAUUAAUACAUAAUUAAUUAAAUUAACAUGAAACAAUAUAAAGAUAGACAAUUCUUAGUGAAAUGAUAGCCCUUAUUAUUAUUAAACCCGAAUGUUGAGCAUAUAGUACAACGCGUUGCUUGGCAAAAACAAUGCUCAAAGUGCACCCACUCGUCAGAAGACAAAGUUCAUUAUUCCACUGUUGCUUUAUCGCAAAGACACGUCCAUCAUGUUGCAUGUCUGUCAAUGGACACACUACAGCAGGACACAAACACUACGCUGUGUAAUAUGAAUACUGUAAAGCAGGGGUGUCCUCACUCUUUGACUUUGGGGCCACAUUGGGAUAAAACAGUUUGGCCAGGGGCCAAAGGCAGGCUGCAAUUAAAGUAUCAAUAUGCAUACACAAAUAAAUGUUUGUGUACAUAUAGAUAUAUAUAUACUGUAUAUAUACUGCGAUGAGGUGGCGACUUGUCCAGGGUGUACUCCGCCUUCCGCCCGAUUGCAGCUGAGAUAGGCACCAGCGCCCCCCGCGACCCCAAAGGGAAUAAGCGGUAGAAAAUGGACGGAUGGAUGGAUAUAUUUAAGAUAAACACUAUAUUGCCAAAAGUAUUUGGCCACCUGCCUUGACCCACAUAUGAACUUGAAGUGCCAUCCUAUUCCUAACCCAUAGGGUUCAAUACGAUGUGGGUCCACCUUUUGCAACUAUUACAGCUUCAACUCUUCUGGGAAGGCCGUACUCAAAGUUACGGAGUGUGUUUAUAGGGAUUUUCGACCAUUCUUUUAAAAGCGCUUUGGUGAUGGCACAGACUGAUGUUGGUCGAGAAGGCCAGGAUCUCAGUCUAUUUUCUAUCGGGUUCAGGUCUGGGCUCCGUCCAGGCCAGUCAAGUUAUUUCACAGCAGAACCUGUCUUUAUGGAAGUUGCUUUGUGCACUUGUGCAUAAACUGGACCGCUCCAAACUGUUCCCACAAGUUUGGGAGCAGGGAAUUGUCCAAAAUAUUUUGGUAUCCUGGAGCAUUCAAAGUUCCUUUCACUAGAACUAAGGGGCUAAGCCCAACUCCUGGAAAACAACCCAACACCAUAAUUCAUCUAAAACCAAAUUUCAUACUCGACACAUUGCAGUCCGAAAUGUACCGUUCUCCUGGCAACCUCCAAACCCAGACUCCUCCAUCAGAUUGCCAGAUGGAAAAGCAUGAUUCAUCACUCCAUGGAAUGUGUCUCCACUGCUCUAGAUUCUAGUGGCGACGUGCUUUCCACCACUGCAUACAAUGCUUUGCAUUGGACUUGGUGAUGUAUGGCUUAGAUGCACCUGCUCAGCCAUGGAAACCUAUUCCAUGAAGCUCUCUGUGUACUGUAUGUGGGCUCAUUGGAAGGUCACAUGAAGUUUGGAGCUCUGUAGCAACUGACUGUGCAGAAAGUCGGCGACCUCUUUGCACUAUGCCCUGACCCCUCUCUGUCAGUUUAAGUGGCCUACCACUUCGUGGCUGAGUUUCUGUUGUUCCCAAUUUCUUCCAUUUUCUUAUAAUGAAGCCAACAGUUGACUUUGGAAUAUUUAAGAGCGUGAAAAUUUCACGACUGGUUUUGUUGCACAAGUGGCCUCCUAUGACGGUUCCACGCUGGAAAUCAGUGAGCUCCUGAGAGCGGCCCAAUCUUUCACAAAUGUUUGUAGAAACAGUCUCCAUGCCGAAGUGCUUGAUUGUAUACACCUGUGUUCGGGCCAAGAGAUUAGGACACCUGAUUCUCAUAAUAAUGGGUAGCCAAAUACUUUUGGCAAUACAGUUUGUAUAUAUAUAUAUAUA
This is a messenger RNA of Nerophis ophidion (straightnose pipefish), 3570 nucleotides long. RefSeq names its product synaptosome associated protein 47 (gene snap47). NCBI's taxonomy places the organism in Eukaryota, Metazoa, Chordata, Actinopteri, Syngnathiformes, Syngnathidae. Gene Ontology annotation, biological process: synaptic vesicle fusion to presynaptic active zone membrane; exocytosis; synaptic vesicle priming. Gene Ontology annotation, molecular function: SNAP receptor activity; syntaxin binding. The record is from RefSeq and is a predicted model, not a curated record. The coding region runs from base 360 to 1628 and encodes 422 amino acids. The transcript has 4 exons. Gene Ontology annotation, cellular component: plasma membrane; SNARE complex.